ACCCUUCGCCAGCACCAGGUCUCACAAGGGUACAUCCGGGUCCCACGUCACUGCAUGCCUGCCCCUGCCCCUAAGGCCCUUCAGUGGGGCCCUGGGGUGCUUCCUGGAAGAGAGAUACUGAUGCAGUCUGAACCGCCGAGUGGCUGCAACUUGUGGAGGGUGACUUCAGUACCCUGGCCAGGGCAGGAUCUCAAGUGCCCGGUCCUUGAGGGUCUUUAUAUCACAGAACCUACGACCAUCCAGGAACUGCUCUGUAGUCCCUCGAAGUACCGCUUGGAAAUCCUGGAGUGGAUAUGUGUUCGGGUCUGUCCCUCCUGGCAGGACAAGUUCAGCUCGCUAAAGGGGGCCCCGGUCGAGGUGAAGGUCCAAGAGAUGGUGAAACUUGGCCAUGAGCUGAUGCUGUGUGGGCUGGAUGACCAGGAGCUCGUGAAGGGUCGGGCCUGCGCCCAGAAGCAGUUGCACCUCCUGGACCAGCUGCUGGAUGCCGUCCGGAGCCUGACCGUCGGAUACUCCAGCUGCUCCAGUGUGAAGGAGCACUUAGAGGGUACCAGAGAGAAGAACGAGGCACUGCUGGGGGAGCUCUUCUCCGGCCCCCACCUGCAGACACUCUUGAGCCCAGAGUGUGACCUGUGGCCCCUGGACAUGCAGCCCCUCCUUGACCAGCAGAGCACUGACUGGCCGAGGGCCAGCCCCCCUGUGCAGCCGGAGGAGGGGAAGGUGACGGAGCUGGCUGGAAAGUUGCGGGAGAGUGCUGCCAAGCUGCAGAUGCUCAGGGCAGAGUGCUUUGCACAGCACAAGCAGGGGGCUGCUGUGAGUGCGGCUGACCCCAGCACCCUGGACCAGAAGCUGCGCCUGGUCAUCUCGGACUUCCACCAGCUCGUCGUGGCUUUUCUUCAAGUCUAUGAUGACGAGCUGGGUGAGUGCUGCCCGCGCCCGGGCCCCUACCUCCACCCGUGCGGCCCCAUCAUCCAGGCCGUGUACCAGACUCUGACGUCGUGCAGCCAACUGUUGAAAGCGGUCGUGGAGGUCACGGACACCUCCGCCAAAGCCGUGGAGAUGGCGAAGCAGCAGCAGGGCGAGCAGAUCUGUUGGGGCAGCAGCAACUCUGUCAUGAGUCUAGAGCCCCUGCUGGGAAACGCUGUGCAGGACGUGGGACGCAGGUGUCUCCACCAGAGCGAGGCGAGACCAGCACAGCAGCUUCCCAGGCCUUCUCUCCCCAGCGUGGCCCAGCACCAUGGAACAGAGAAGAAAGACCUGGAAAAGUCAUUCAGAAAUGAGAGCUUCCCAGCACACUCUAACCUAGAAAACCAUGAGAAAACAACAAAGAGGAAAACAAGCAAAGACCCUUAGAAGUUAAAAGUGGUUGCCAGAGUGCUGAAAAAAAUCAAGGGCGAGAGCUCUGUGGGGGCAGGACAGCAGGAGCAGGCAAGCAAGUGUGUAGGAAUAGAGAGAAAAUGCACAGAUCAGCAAAAUGAGGGCCAAUCCCAGUGGCUUUCGGAGCGUGAACUGCAGCCUUGGCUUCUGGCCAAGAGAGCCCAGGACGUGCGAGCUGGUGGGGCACCCAGCGUUGAGGUGGCCCCAGGAGGCACAGUGGGCAGGCCAGGGGUUGUGGCAGAGGUGGAGGACUGCGAAAGGGACCUAGGAAGACCCCACGGGAGGAGGAAGGUGAUGGGGACAGGAAGCACAGUCGAAUGUGCUCAGCGGGAGCGCUGAUGACGAGCGGAGGGUCCCAGAGGGGUGUUGGGGCCAGGCUUGUCCCGCUGAGGCACACCACAUGAUGCUUGAGCCUCAAUGUCCCCCUCUGGACAGGCGGGACCAAAUGUCGAUUAAAGACCUUGCCGUGGGGCGGGGCAGGGGCCGGGCUGGAGGCAGAGAGGUGAGGAGAGAAUGUGUAUUUAAGGGAAGGCGCCACUAACCCGGGAACUGAAGGAAAGAGCGCGGAGGCCCCAGGGUGGGAGAGGGGCGUGAGCAGAAGUCCCUGUACUUGGCACCCUGCGCUCAUUACCUGCAUCGGGACCUCAGUUGCGGCGUGCCGUGCAGCUUGGAAGAGCCCCUGGCUCCUGGGCUCUGUGGUGAGGGUUGUGGUGGGCAGGGAUGUGGCCCAGGGAGUAGAACCUGCCCUGGGGCUCAGCCUGGAGCCCCCAGGGCCUUCCAUUCUCUGCUCUCAGUCACCGACCUCCUAGCAGCUCCCAGCUCAGCAGCUUCCAGAUCUCGGUGGCAGUUGGACCGGCUGCAGGCCCCCCGAGGGUCAGGCGCAGGGAAGCCUGGGGCUGAAGAAGGGCUCGGGGUGGGGGCAGGCAGUGGCCUCUUCCAGGCUGGGAAGCACGAGGCGUCACUUUGCUGUUCGUUUUGUUUUUUUUCUCUGCAGCCACCAAAAUGGAAGAACUAA
Molecule: messenger RNA, 2389 nt
Organism: Mustela lutreola (European mink)
Lineage: Eukaryota; Metazoa; Chordata; Mammalia; Carnivora; Mustelidae
Gene: HAUS7
Product: HAUS augmin like complex subunit 7
Exons: 11
Coding region: 55-1350 (431 amino acids)
Biological process (GO): spindle assembly; centrosome cycle
Cellular component (GO): HAUS complex
Molecular function (GO): microtubule minus-end binding
Source: RefSeq, a predicted model, not a curated record